Molecule: messenger RNA, 4296 nt
Organism: Limanda limanda (common dab)
Lineage: Eukaryota; Metazoa; Chordata; Actinopteri; Pleuronectiformes; Pleuronectidae
Product: interphotoreceptor matrix proteoglycan 2
Exons: 19
Coding region: 1-4296 (1431 amino acids)
Biological process (GO): visual perception
Source: RefSeq, a predicted model, not a curated record
AUGCUCUGGGACUUCAGGCUCGUGCUGCUGCUCGCCAUCGCGCCGCCGGCUGCAGCUGGAAUUAAAGAGAGCGGCGUGCGGCUGCACCCGGGCCCGAGGACGGAGGCCGGCGCCCCCGGACGCUUGGUGGAGCUGCUGAAGACUUCGACCCGCAGCAGAGGUUCUGAGGUCGGCCGGCGUCGACCCAAGAGGUCGGUGUUCCUCCACUCGGGCGUGAGGAUCUGUCCUCAGGAGACCGUCAGCGAGGUGCUGGCCAGCCACCAGGCGUACUACCAGCUCCGAGUGUGUCAGGAGGCCGUGUGGGAGGCCUUCAGGAUCUUCUUCGACAGGAUCCCCGGCACCUCAGAGUAUCAGCGCUGGGUUCACACGUGUCAGCAGGAGUCGCUCUGCAUCUCCGACCUCGCCAAGAACUUCAGCAGCACCGAGGAGCACAUCGGCAUGGUCCGCAUGAGGAUGAGUCGGCUGAGAGACAGGAGGCCGCCAUCACGUCGAGGAUCAACGACUCCGGCACCGAAGCUCCCUGAGAUCCAAGGUGCAGCGGUUGAGACGCUGGGCGUCACCAGCACCAGCGCCCCCCCCAGCCCAGUGAGCGCCCCCCCCAGCCCCGGCCUGGAGCACACCCCGCCCGAGGAGGAGGUGAAGGAGGAGGAGGCGGAGCUUCCUAACGUGGUCCCGGAGAGUCCGGUGGAGCAGAUGGUGGAGUUCAGCAUCGACCUGGUGGAUCCGGGCUACAGAGAACUGCUGGACGACCCCGACUCGCCUCAGUACAUCGACCUGGCUCAUCACCUGCAGGACCAGAUGCAACACGUGUUCGACCAUCUCCCAGGAUUCAAAGGAAUCCACGUUGUGAGAAUCAGGCCUGGAGGAAUCUCCGUGCACUACUCUCUGCUCUUUGAGAUCAAUUCUCCUAAAAUCAACUCGGAGAACUCCGAGACGGCGUCCGGCGAACCGGAGUCCAGCGCCGCCGCCGCCCUCAGGGACCUGGUGACCACGGCGUUACGGGAGGAGGCGUCGCUGCCCAUCGACCUGGACUCGCUCAACUUCCAACCAGAGAUGAUUCACCUUCCAGCACUGACCUCUACCUCCUCAGUAGAAGUCGUGGACGAGUCCAGCGAGCCGGACUCACACAACGAGUUGGAGGUCCUCACCGAGGAGCCGGAGGUGGAGAAGCCUCGUCUGGAGGUUCCUCUCACUCCCAUGGAGAAGGAGAACGCCCUGGUGACCCUGCUGGACCCCACGGCUCCAUCGAGUGAAGACGAGAAGGAAGAAGAACGUCUGAUCAUUACACACGAGAUCGAAACCAUUCAUCACCAUGAAACCGGCGAGCUGGUGAGAGACUUCAUCGCGACCCCGACCGACGCUGCGUUCGUCCGUCUGUCUCCAAACCGGAUCUCAGUGGAAGACCUGAAUCCUGUCGAGAGCGAAGAUCCUCAGUUCACCUCGACUCCUCAGUUCCUACUGACCACAGCUCCUGCUGGAGAGGAACCAUCUGACCUGGGUCUAGCUGUCACGACCAUCUCAGCCAUCACAGGCCAGACGCCCACUGACACCACAGGGACUCUCCUGGAGGUCGAGGAGGAAAACAAUCUUCCAGAAGAGGAGGAGGUGGAUCUGACUGUCCAUGAACCUGAGGGAGAACCACAGGAAGCAUUAGGAGCCGAGGUUUACGAGGUUCUGCAGCCAAAUCCUGAAGGAGCUGAGGUCUCUGAACCAGAAGAAGAGAAUUUAGAAGAUUUAGGAGCAAACUUGGAAGUUUCUGAGUCAGAGGGAGAGUCUGUGGUGGAGACUCCAGAGGAGCCAGAAGAACCUGAGGUUCCAGGGAUGGAGGAGGAGGAACUCGAAACAGCAGUUGAAGUUUUACAACCAGAUGAGGAAUUAGCUGAAGUUGCAGAAGUUAAAGUUGAUGUAGAUGAAACAAUUUCAGAAACAGAAGAGGUUCUCAAGGAAACUGUACCUGAGGUUCCUGAGGAAAUAGAAAUUCCAGAGGAAACUGUACCUGAAGUUCCAGAGGAAAUGGUACUAGACGUUCCUGAGGAAGCUGUACCUGAAGUUCCAGAGGAAACUGUACCUGACGUUCCAGAGGAAACUAGGAAACUGUACCUGAAGAUCCUGAGGAAGCUGUACCUGAAGUUCCAGAGGAAACUGUACCUGACGUUCCAGAGGAAACUGUACCUGAAGAUCCUGAGGAAAUGGUACUUGAAGUUCCUGAGGAAAUACUACCUGAUGUUCCUGAGGAAACUGUACCUGAAGUUCCUGAGGAAAUGGAAACUGUACCUGAAGAUCCUGAGGAAGCUGUACCUGAAGUUCCAGAGAAAGCUGUACCUGAAGUUCCAGAGGAAACUGUACCUGAAGUUCCUGAGGAAACUGUACCUGAAGUUCCUGAGGAAACUGUACCUGAAGUUCCUGAGGAAACUGUACCUGACGUUCCUGAGGAAGCUGUACCAGAACUUCCUGAGGAAAUACUACCUGACGUUCCUGAGGAAACUGUACCGGAAGUUCCUGAGGAAGCUGUACCUGAAGUUCCUGAGGAAACUGUACCUGACGUUCCUGAGGAAACUGUACCUGAAGUUCCUGAGGAAGCUGUACCUGAAGUCCCUCAGGAAACUUUACCUGAAGUUCCUGAGGAAACUGUACCUGAAGUUCCUGAGGAAACUGUACCUGACGUUCCUGAGGAAGCUGUACCAGAACUUCCUGAGGAAAUACUACCUGAAGUUCCAGAGGAAACUGUACCUGAAGUUCCAGAGGAAACAGCUUCAGAAGUCAGAAUCAAAGGACUUGGUAGAAGAAGCUCCAGAAGCAGAAGAGGAGGCUGUUGAGGUCCAGGAACUGAAUCCAGAGGUGGAAACAGUUGAGAUGUUAGAACCCCAAAUUAAAGAAGCUGUUACUGAGCCACCAGCAGAAGCCAUUAAAAUCCUUUACCCACUGGACUCUAUGGAGGACCUUCACUUUGGAGAGGACCUGUUCGAGGUUGUGGAAGAUAACGAGUUCCUUCAGCCUGUGGGACCUGACGACCACCACCUCCUGGAGGAAGACAAUCUACCCGUCCUCCUCCAUCCUUCGGUGGAGGAGGUCGGAGAACCUGAUCAGGAGAAUCCCAUCGUGGAUCCUUUCUCUGUUGAGGAGGAAGUGGACGUCUCCGACCCGAGGGUGGAGAGCGACCUCCUCACCACUGGAGAAGAAGCAGAGUCUGAAGCGGCCUCAGUGAACGCAGCGUCGGCCGCUCCAGAGACGGAGGGGGCGGAGUCCUCCAGUGUGACGGCAGCUCCGGGUCCAGACGCCGUCCCGACCCCCCCGCUGUCUCCCGUGGACCAGUCCGAGGCGUCGCCCCCCCGCCCGACGGUGGACUCUGGACUCUUUGAGGAACCAGUGAUCCCCCCCGCUCCCGUGUCCUCAGAGGACGACAUCACGGCGCCGGACGAGAAACAACCGGCCGUGGUCAUCAUCGGUGAAGACCUGGAGGAGCCGGUGCAGACAGGAAGUGAGAUCACCACCAGCUCGCCGGCGGCGGCUGAAGACGGCGUGGACGAGGCCGUGCAGGACUUGGCCGUGGAGCUGGACCAAACCGACGUGGCGUCCACGGAGGCCAGCGAGCUGCCGGACGAGGGGAGUGGCUUCACAUGGGCGGGGGAGGAGCUCGCCACCGUAGGGGCCACGGCACAGACGCCAGUGAGAUACCUGACCACGCCCUCCAUGACCACGGCCAGCAACGGGCGGGAGCUGGUGGUGUUCUUCAGCCUCCGGGUCACCAACAUGGACUUCUCCGAGGAUCUCUUCAACAAGACGUCGUCCGAGUACCGAUCUCUGGAGAACACCUUCCUCCACAUGCUGAUGCCGUUCCUGCAGGCCAACCUGACCGGCUUCAGGAACCUGGAGGUCCUGAACUUCAGGAAAGGCAGCGUGGUCGUCAACAGCAAGAUGAAGUUCGCCAAGUCGGUUCCGUACAACAUCACCGAGGCCGUGACCUGCGUCCUGGAGGAGUUCUGCUCGGCCGCCGCCAGGAACCUGCACAUCCAGAUCGACACGCACUCGCUGGACAUCGAACCAGCCGAUCAGGCGGAUCCCUGCAAGUUUCUGGCCUGUGACGAGUUCUCUCGCUGUGAAGUGAGCGGCCGGACGAAGGAGGCGCGCUGCGUGUGCGAGCCCGGCUUCCUGUCGCUGGACGAGCUGCCGUGUCAGAGCGUCUGCGUCCUGCAGCCCGACUACUGCCGAGGCCGGGGGGCGUGUCACAUCCGGCGUGGCCACGGCGCCGUGUGCAGAUACGACAACAGGUACUCCCUCGCCGGCCGGGCCAGUUAA